AUGUCCAGCCGCAAACCCACCAAAAAAGGCCCCAAGGACACUCUAUCAGUGGCUGAAAUGCUCACAACUCAGAGGCCGUUGCCACGUGGCACUGUGGCCGACACCAGUCUCAAUGAUACUGGCUCCCUGGACACAGCCGCCGCUGCAAGCACAGCCCCUGAAGCCUCUUCCCGCGCCAUCCUCCAAUCGCUUGCAGAAGUGAAGGGAUACCUGGCGUCAGCGGCGGAGGUGAAGGCCGAAAUCACCGCCAUUGGGGCCCGCACAACGGAAACGGAACACAGGGUGGAACAGAUGGUCACCGCACAAAAUGACACCGCAAAACUUUCCAAUACCCUCCGGCAAAAAUUCACCAACUUGGAGAUAGAACUGGAGGACAUCUCCAACAGGUCGCGACGCAAUAAUCUGCGUAUACUAGGCCUCCCAGAUACAGUGAAGGAGGAAGACAUAGAAUCUGUGCUUAUACAUUGCUUUCGCCAAAGCCUGCCAAACAUACCAGACCACCUAUGGCUGGUUGAUAGAGCACACAGAGCCCUCAGGGUCAAAGGCCCGAAGACCAGCCAAGGGAUGUCAUUAUGA
Molecule: messenger RNA, 576 nt
Organism: Pelobates cultripes (western spadefoot toad)
Lineage: Eukaryota; Metazoa; Chordata; Amphibia; Anura; Pelobatidae
Source: the annotation of a GenBank genome assembly